Molecule: messenger RNA, 955 nt
Organism: Condylura cristata (star-nosed mole)
Lineage: Eukaryota; Metazoa; Chordata; Mammalia; Eulipotyphla; Talpidae
Gene: RPL6
Product: ribosomal protein L6
Exons: 7
Coding region: 51-917 (288 amino acids)
Biological process (GO): translation
Cellular component (GO): ribosome
Molecular function (GO): structural constituent of ribosome
Source: RefSeq, a predicted model, not a curated record
UGCUUAGAGACCGGAAGCAGGGGCCCUAGUUCUUUUUCCCAUCUUGCGAGAUGGCGGGUGAAAAGGCUGAGAAGGCGCCUGCUAAAGAGAAGAAACCUGCAGCCAAGAAAGCUGAUGCUGGUGGCAAGGUUAAGAAGGCCAAGGGCAAGGCCAGAACCCCUAAGAAGGGGAAGCCCCACUGCAGCCGGAACCCCGUCCUGGUGCGAGGCAUCGGCAGGUACUCGCGGUCUGCCAUGUAUUCCAGAAAGGCCAUGUACAAGAGGAAGUACUCAGCGGCCAAAUCCAGGAUUGAAAAGAAAAAGAAGGAGAAGGUUCUGGCUACAGUCACAAAGCCAGUGGGUGGUGACAAGAAUGGUGGCACCCGCGUAGUGAAACUGCGCAAAAUGCCCAGAUACUACCCUACUGAAGAUGUUCCCCGAAAGCUGCUGAGCCAUGGCAAAAAGCCUUUCAGUCAGCAUGUCAGGAAACUGCGAGCCAGCAUUACUCCAGGGACCAUCCUGAUCAUCCUAACAGGGCGUCACAGGGGCAAGAGGGUGGUUUUCUUGAAGCAGCUGGGCAGUGGCUUGCUACUUGUGACUGGACCUCUGUCUCUCAAUCGGGUCCCCCUGCGUAGGACACACCAGAAAUUUGUCAUUGCCACCUCUACCAAGAUUGACAUCAGUGGUGUGAAAAUCCCCAAACAUCUCACGGACGCUUACUUCAAGAAGAAGAAGCUGCGAAAGCCCCGACACCAGGAAGGUGAGAUCUUCGACACAGAGAAGGAGAAAUACGAGAUUACAGAGCAGCGGAAGUUUGAUCAGAAGGCUGUGGACUCGCAAAUUCUGCCAAAAAUCAAAGCUGUUCCCCAGCUCCAGGGCUACCUCCGCUCUGUGUUUGCUCUCACCAAUGGCAUUUACCCACACAAAUUGGUGUUCUAAGUUUCCUGCAAAGAAUAUAAUUAAAUAAUGAUCAUUUC